Cydia amplana is the source of this 1329-nucleotide messenger RNA. RefSeq names its product COP9 signalosome complex subunit 4 (gene CSN4). NCBI's taxonomy places the organism in Eukaryota, Metazoa, Arthropoda, Insecta, Lepidoptera, Tortricidae. The record is from RefSeq and is a predicted model, not a curated record. The transcript has 10 exons. Gene Ontology annotation, cellular component: COP9 signalosome; cytosol. Gene Ontology annotation, molecular function: protein binding. The coding region runs from base 91 to 1320 and encodes 409 amino acids.
GGAAAAUUAAGUGAUAUUGACAUUUAUCCCAUUAAUUAAAUAGAAAUAAGAGUAUUAUUGUAGAUUGUGGAAUUAUUACGCUUUUUCAAGAUGCCGCUGAACUUACAAUCAGUCCGGCAGUAUUUGAAUGAACUGAGGAAUUCUGGAGGAUUACACAAAGAUCAAGCAGAAAAGUAUCGCAAUGUUCUUAUGGAGAUACUCAAAAAUCCUGAGGGUGAUUUAGCAGACUCGCUCAAAGCAUUUGUGGAAGCAAUUGUGAAUGAGAAUGUGAGCCUCGUGAUCUCCCGACAGCUGCUGACGGAUGUCAGUACACAUUUGGCCCUAUUGCCAGACCCUGUGUCACAGGACGUCUCACACUAUGCAUUAGAUGUCAUACAACCAAGAGUCAUCUCAUUUGAGGAACAGGUUGCAAGCAUCAGACAACAUUUGGCCGACAUUUACGAACGCAACCAAAACUGGAAGGAAGCUGCAAAUGUACUAGUUGGAAUUCCUUUAGAGACUGGACAAAAGCAGUACACAGUAGACUACAAACUAGAGACUUACCUAAAGAUCGCGCGCCUCUACCUGGAGGUGGACGACCCUGUGCAAGCGGAGGCCUACGUCAACAGGGCUUCGCUGUUACAGGCGGAGACCACUAAUGAACAGCUGCAAAUAUAUUACAAAGUGUGCUACGCACGAGUCUUGGAUUAUAGGAGAAAAUUCAUAGAAGCGGCGCAGAGAUACAACGAGCUCUCGUACCGCAACAUCAUCCACGAGGACGAGCGCAUGACGUGCCUCCGCAACGCUCUCAUCUGCACCGUGCUGGCCUCCGCCGGUCAACAAAGAUCCAGAAUGUUAGCCACGUUAUUCAAGGACGAGCGCUGCCAGCAACUACCCGCUUAUUCCAUCCUGGAGAAGAUGUACCUGGACCGCAUCAUCCGCCGCUCCGAGCUGCACGAAUUCGAAGCUCUCAUGCAGACGCAUCAAAAGGCGACGACGCCGGACGGCUCGUCGAUCCUGGACCGCGCCGUGUUCGAGCACAACCUGCUGUCGGCGAGCAAGCUGUACAACAACAUCACGUUCGAGGAGCUCGGCGCGCUGCUCGAGACGCCGCCGCCGCGCGCGGAACGCAUCGCCGCGCACAUGAUCUCCGAGCAGCGCAUGAACGGGCACAUCGACCAGAUCAGCGCGAGGGUGCAUUUUGAAACCCGUGAGAUCCUACCGCAGUGGGACAAACAGAUCCAGAGCCUGUGCUACCAGGUCAACAGCCUCAUCGAGAAGAUCGGCGCCGCCGAGCCCGAGUGGAUGGCCAAGAUCGUCGAGGAGGAGAUGAUACAGUAAUCGUGAAGA